This is a messenger RNA of Alexandromys fortis (reed vole), 1794 nucleotides long. RefSeq names its product neurotrophin 3 (gene Ntf3). The record is from RefSeq and is a predicted model, not a curated record. NCBI's taxonomy places the organism in Eukaryota, Metazoa, Chordata, Mammalia, Rodentia, Cricetidae. The transcript is spliced from 2 exons. Gene Ontology annotation, cellular component: axon; dendrite; synaptic vesicle. Gene Ontology annotation, biological process: positive regulation of peptidyl-serine phosphorylation; cell surface receptor protein tyrosine kinase signaling pathway; nerve development. The coding region runs from base 646 to 1482 and encodes 278 amino acids. Gene Ontology annotation, molecular function: nerve growth factor receptor binding; growth factor activity.
CAGGCGGAGACAGACCCUCCUGCACCCUUGAGUUGAAAACAAUGCUCUCUUCCUGCCGUCGCCCGGGUCUGGCAAAGGGAGGCAGCCAGCCAGUGCACCGCAUCUGCAGAACAAAUCGGAGUCUUGAACUCUGAAGCCUUUUCUUUUGCCUGUUCAUAUUUAAGCUUGCCCCUCUUAGACCCCUCCUCCCUCCAGACCGCCAGUGACCGGGGAGCAGCCGGCGGAGCAGCCCACACGUGUAUUUAACCCGUUCCUCUCUGCCCGGCAGUCAAGCACCCCUUUGGUUGCAGUCUUUUGAGCCCCGGGACCAGGAACUUGAGAAAUGAGCCCCUAGAACUCGGCCGGCAGAGAGACUGAAGGGAGAGGCGGGGGAGGGACGCGGGGGGGGGCAAGUGCGGGAAGUGGGGGAGGGCAGGGGCGGGCCAGAGGACCGCGAGAAAACCAGAACCCCACAGAGCACGCCCAAGCCAAACCUCCAAAGUGCUGUGUGGCAGGGUGAGGGGGAAACUCGGCCGCCCGCUCGGAUCCGGAGGAAAAAGGAGAUAUUUUGGCAGGAGGGGAACCUUUGAAGGAGGACUCAGCCCUUCUGUGGGACCGUUGGAGGUGACGUCCUUGGGCCUCUGUGGGUGCUGCAGGCCAUUUUCGAUGUGGCAGCCCCCGUCAGCCAGGAUAAUGAUGAGGCAGAUCUUACAGGUGAACAAGGUGAUGUCCAUCUUGUUUUAUGUGAUAUUUCUCGCUUAUCUCCGUGGCAUCCAAGGUAACAACAUGGAUCAAAGGAGUUUGCCAGAAGACUCGCUCAAUUCCCUCAUUAUAAAACUGAUCCAGGCGGAUAUUUUGAAAAACAAGCUCUCCAAGCAAAUGGUGGAUGUUAAGGAAAAUUACCAGAGCACCCUGCCCAAAGCGGAAGCCCCCCGAGAACCGGAGCAGGCAGAAUCCACCAGGUCGGAAUUCCAGCCCAUGAUCGCAACGGACACAGAACUACUACGGCAACAGAGACGCUACAAUUCGCCCCGGGUCCUGCUCAGUGACAGCACCCCUUUGGAGCCCCCUCCCUUGUAUCUCAUGGAGGAUUAUGUGGGCAACCCGGUGGCAGCCAACAGAACGUCCUCACGGCGGAAACGGUAUGCAGAGCAUAAGAGUCACCGAGGGGAGUACUCGGUGUGUGACAGUGAGAGUCUGUGGGUGACCGACAAGUCCUCAGCCAUUGACAUUCGGGGACACCAGGUCACAGUGCUGGGGGAGAUCAAGACCGGCAACUCCCCCGUCAAACAAUAUUUUUAUGAAACGAGAUGUAAAGAAGCCAGGCCAGUUAAAAACGGUUGCAGGGGAAUUGAUGACAAACACUGGAACUCUCAGUGCAAAACGUCCCAGACCUAUGUCCGAGCACUGACCUCAGAAAACAACAAACUCGUAGGCUGGCGCUGGAUACGAAUAGACACUUCCUGUGUGUGUGCCUUGUCGAGAAAAAUUGGAAGAACAUGAAUUGGCAUCUGUCCCCACAUAUAAAUUAUUACUUUAAAUUAUAUGAUAUGCAUGUAGCAUAUAAAUGUUUAUAUUGUUUUUAUAUAUUAUAAGUUGACCUUUAUUUAUUAAACUUCGGCAACCCUUACAGUAUAUAAGCUUUUUUCUCAAUAAAAUUCGUGUGCUUGCCUUCCCUCAGGCCUCUCCCAUCUGUUAGCCUUGUUCUGUGACCGGGCUCUUGGGAAUCCUUCUGUAAAAACCUGUGUACACCAGUAUUUUGCCUUCAGUAUUGUCAAGGCCAUGACUGUGGUUUUAGUAAACUUCUUCAAAUCA